Molecule: messenger RNA, 2885 nt
Organism: Oncorhynchus tshawytscha (Chinook salmon)
Lineage: Eukaryota; Metazoa; Chordata; Actinopteri; Salmoniformes; Salmonidae
Gene: s1pr1
Product: sphingosine-1-phosphate receptor 1
Exons: 2
Coding region: 361-1479 (372 amino acids)
Biological process (GO): sphingosine-1-phosphate receptor signaling pathway; angiogenesis
Cellular component (GO): membrane
Molecular function (GO): sphingosine-1-phosphate receptor activity
Source: RefSeq, a predicted model, not a curated record
UACUUAGCCUAUCUUGCGCACCGUGCUCAGUCCAUGGGAUCACUGUGGGGAAACAACUCAGCCACUGGGAAAGACACAAAAAGGUUUCUUACUUAGCAAAUUGUACCAAUAUAAAAGGUUGACACUUGUAAAGAAUAUUCGCAUUGAUGACGACUAUUAUUAAGGAGUUUCAUGAUUGGGUCCAAGGACAUUCUCAGAAUAUCCUGUGGCAUUGAGGAUUAUUUGAUUUGAGCGUCUGCAAUGACAACCCAUCAAGCGUGUAGGAUUACCAUUGCCAGCUGUGCCUUGACUCACCAGCUCCACUCAAUGGACUAAAAUCUUGAACUAAAGAAUUUGGGGGAUUUCAUUAAAAACAGAACCAUGGGUGACUCCAUGUAUUCUGACUUGAUAGCCAGACACUACAACUUCACAGGGAAGCUCCGGAAAGUGGAGCAGGAUUCCAGGCUCAAAGCGGACUCUGUGGUUUUCAUCAUUGUAUGUUGCUUCAUUAUUCUUGAGAAUGUCUUGGUCCUACUUACCAUUUGGAGGACCAAGAAGUUCCACAAGCCCAUGUACUACUUUAUUGGGAACUUAGCUUUAUCAGACUUGCUGGCUGGGGUGGUGUACACUGCCAACAUCCUGCUGUCAGGUGCCAACACAUACAAACUGACCCCCACACAGUGGUUCUUCCGGGAGGGGAGUAUGUUUGUGGCCCUGGCAGCCUCAGUCUUCAGCCUGUUGGCCAUCGCCAUUGAGCGCCACCUCACCAUGCUGAAGAUGAAGUUACACAACAAUGGCAACACGUGCCGUGUCUUCAUGCUCAUCAGCACCGUGUGGCUGAUUGCAGCCAUCUUGGGCGGCCUGCCCAUCAUGGGCUGGAAUUGCAUCCAGAGCAUGCCCAGCUGCUCCACCGUACUGCCGCUCUACCACAAGACCUACAUCCUGUUCUGCACCACCGUCUUUAGCGUCAUCCUCAUGGCCAUCGUGGUACUGUACGCGCGCAUCUACGCCCUGGUGCGCACCCGCAGCCGCAAGAUGGUGUUCCGCAAGGUCUCCAACGGCCGCGGCGGGGGUAGCGCUAGCAGCAAGAGCUCUGAGAAGUCCAUGGCCCUGCUGAAGACCGUAAUCAUCGUGCUGAGCUGUUUCAUCGCCUGCUGGGCCCCACUCUUCAUCCUUCUGUUGCUGGACGUGGCCUGCGACAUCCGCAUGUGCCCCAUCCUGUACAAGGCCGAGUGGUUCCUGGCCUUGGCCGUGCUCAACUCGGCCAUGAAUCCCCUCAUCUACACACUCACCAGCAACGAGAUGCGUCGCGCCUUCCUCAAAACGCUCCUGUGCUGCAGCGUCUGCACCCAGCCCUCCGGCAAGUUCUCCCAGCCCAUUAUUGGUGCAGAGUUCAGCCGGAGCAAGUCGGACAACUCGUCCCACCCCAAUAAGGAUGAGCCGGAGUACUUGCCAAGGGAGACCAUCGUAUCCUCUGGGAAUAUCACCUCCUCUUCUUAAAGAGCCUUCUGGACUGUUGUGUGAAAAGUAGCUCCACUGCUUAGGAAGUGUGGAUGUAUAUAUGUUUUUGUGCAGUGUGCAAGUGUGUUUGUACAUUAUGUAUAUACAUGUGUAUAAGUUGUGUGUGUGUGGUUUUGUUGCCCUGUGGAUGUGUGGAUGUACAGUAUGUCAGUUUGUACAGUAAGUUGCCUCUUCAGUUUCCAUUUGUUUUAUCACUUCACAAAGUGUCUGUCCAUGUCAGAGAGUAGAGAUAUAGAGUUGUUUAGUUUGUUUUCUUCUCCCCUCACACCUUGGACUGCCAGCACUGAUCUGAAUAUGUUCAUAUUCAAAAGACAAUGGGAAGCACACACACCCAAACUAUAAACCUGAUUUACAGUAUAGCACCUAAAUUGUAAACCUGGCUUACAGUAUAGCACCUAAACUAUAAACCUGAUUUACAGUGUAGCACCUAAAUCCUAAACCUAUUUUACAGUAUAGUACCUAAAUUGUAAACCUGAUUUACAGUAUAGCACCUAAAUUGUAAACCUGGUUUACAGUAUUAUGAGAAGAAGACGUUUUUGUCAAAGGUAUUUUUUGUAUUUAGCACAGCACUUGUUGUAAAAGUGCUAAAUAAGAACCAUCAACCCAUUAUAGGUGUUUACUGAUUCUCUAUAAUGGGUGUUGAUGGAAGAGUAAAAAUGGUUUGUAGUGCUUAUUGUUCUUAUUGAAAUAUUUAAGAAAUACAAUGAAUGAAGUGCUUGUGUAUCUUCGACUAAACUCUGAAGGCUAGUACAAUGUAAAUUCUACCCCCUGAUUGAGAAUGUAUUUUGUACUUGUAAUUUGGUUUAUUUCACUCUCAUUGGAUAAAGUUCUUUGUAGCAAAGCAAUGUAGUUGCAAUAAUAAUUUAUAUUCAAAAGCGAAAAAGGCAUUUGGUUUGUGUGACAAAGGUUAUCUUUUUUAUCCACUCAUGAUUUUAUUGUCCUUUCCGUUUCACUUUUAGAUGAAGAUACCGUAGCUCCAGCCAUUCAACAUAUUUGUCUGUCCCUCAGUUACCACUCUCAAAAAUCAUUUCAACUCUUGUGAAAACCAGCAUGCCCCAGUAAUAGGGAAGGGCAUGAGGUUGAAAACAAAAAAAGAUUGACGGCAAAGGAUAAGCAAUAGCACUGGUCCAUUCCUGAAAGUACCGAGCCCAAUAAUUACUUACAUUUUCAUAACGGCAUAAGUUAAUGCCCAUUGUCACCAAUAGCUCACUGGAAUCCUCCCAUAUAGAUUUGUUGUUGAGAGCACCGUUAAACACCCAUGGACAAGUACAAUGUCGCUUUUCAGGGGUCACGUAAUCACAAACUCCCAUGUGGACCCAAGUCAUAUUUUGCACGUGUUUUGGUUAGCUCUUAAUAAAUAUUGGAAAUAAAAAAAUUGUAUUGUU